Megalops cyprinoides (Indo-Pacific tarpon) is the source of this 960-nucleotide messenger RNA. Its product is annotated as glycogen synthase kinase 1-like. Gene Ontology annotation, molecular function: protein serine/threonine kinase activity; ATP binding. Gene Ontology annotation, biological process: negative regulation of apoptotic process; regulation of mitotic cell cycle; protein autophosphorylation. NCBI's taxonomy places the organism in Eukaryota, Metazoa, Chordata, Actinopteri, Elopiformes, Megalopidae. The transcript is spliced from 6 exons. Gene Ontology annotation, cellular component: cytoplasm. The record is from RefSeq and is a predicted model, not a curated record. Bases 1 to 960 code for a protein of 319 amino acids.
AUGGCCCAGGCCCCUCCCACUCCUCUGCCCACUGCAAAGCCUGGAGAGUCCCAGUCCCUCCCCCUGGAGGUGGCCCUGAUGGAGCUGGUGUGCCGCCCUCCUGCCUGCUCCCAUGUUAUCCAGCUGCUGGACUGGUUUGAGGAGCCAGAGUAUGUGAUUCUGGUUCUGGAGCUGCCAUCCCCCUGCCUGGACGUGUCCAAGUUCACCAAGCAGCUGGGGGGCUACAUGGAGGAGAGCCUGGCCCAGGUCAUCAUGCGGCAGGUGGUGCAGGCGGCGUUGCACUGCCGUGAGAGGGGUGUCCUGCACCGGGACAUUAAAUCAAAGAACCUCCUCAUCCAGACCGAUGAUUUCCAUGUGAAACUCAUCGAUUUUGGAUGUGGAGAUCUCCUCAAAGAAGACCCCUACAGGCAGUUUGCAGGGUCCCUGUUCUACAACUGCAAGGGGACUUUCUCGGUUGUGCUCCUGGCAGUGGUAGAUGUGGGCAGCUACGGGAGAACAAGCACUGGUGGUGCACUGGCUAACUCCACCUUCGGCCAGGCACUCCGAGAUGGGACCCUUGGCCUGCCACAGGAUGCUCUGCUGCCAGGACCGCGAGCACCACCAGGAUGCCCAUACCAUCGGCUGGAGACGGAGAAGCUGCUGGUCUACAGGGCACGCGAGAGGGGUGUCCUGCACAGGGACAUUAAAUCAUCAAAGAACCUCCUCAUCCUGACCGAUGAUUUCCACGUGAAACUCAGUGAUUUUGGAUGCGGAGAUCUCCUCAAGGAAGCUGCCUACAGGCAGUGUGCAGAGUGGGUGAAGGAUGGGGAGUACUAUGGGUCGUCCCGUGACCAUGUGGUCCGUAGGGGUACUGCUAACCUGAUUUGCUGGUGCUUGCAGAGGGAUCCUAGCAAGAGACCAGUCCUGGAGAAGAUACUCCAGCACGAUUGUAUGAGUUUAAUAGAGGUGGUGGAAGCAUAA